Silurus meridionalis is the source of this 2897-nucleotide messenger RNA. It is a transcript of the gene alpl, whose product is annotated as alkaline phosphatase, biomineralization associated. The transcript has 12 exons. Gene Ontology annotation, cellular component: plasma membrane. NCBI's taxonomy places the organism in Eukaryota, Metazoa, Chordata, Actinopteri, Siluriformes, Siluridae. The record is from RefSeq and is a predicted model, not a curated record. The coding region runs from base 319 to 1917 and encodes 532 amino acids. Gene Ontology annotation, biological process: dephosphorylation. Gene Ontology annotation, molecular function: alkaline phosphatase activity.
GGAACCUGCAUAUUGGUCUGAAUAGAUCUGCAGCCUGAAUGCAGUGGAUCUCCUUUAUAACUCAAGGAACAAAUGCAUUAUAUACUUAACUUACUUCUUUGUGAUUAACCUAUCUGAUGAUACCAUGAACCGAGAAGAAAUCUGGGUUGCAGUGACCGCCUUUUUUUCAGGAGUGCUGUUUCUCUGUGUGCUCGCACUCCUCUGCUUCUUCACAUGCCGACUAGCCUCUAGAGUGAUUCCUCUUGGAACACCAUUGCAUUUCUGAACAUAAACGGAGAAGACUUGAGAAAUAUUUGCCUGGGGAACAGAUGCUGAGAAAUGAUGUAUAAAGCGGGCAUGAUUAAGGCUAUUACACUCAUCUUGUCUUGCUUGCUCUGGCAAGUCCAGGGGAAGCCACUUUUUCCUGAACAGGAAAAGAAUCCUGAAUUCUGGAACUCAUGGGCACAGCGUACUCUGGUGAAUGCUCUGAGGGAAGAGCUCAACACAAACUAUGCCAAAAAUCUUAUUCUAUUCCUGGGAGAUGGUAUGGGUGUACCUACAGUGACAGCAGCAAGGAUCUUGAAGGGACAGCUAAGCGGCCAAUAUGGAGAGGAGGUUCAAUUGGAGAUGGACAAAUUUCCCUACGUGGCUCUCUCUAAGACCUACAACACGAAUGCUCAGGUGGCAGACAGCGCUGGCACGGCCACGGCAUACCUGUGUGGAGUGAAGGCCAAUGAGGGCACGGUGGGCGUGAGUGCAGCAGCUGUGAGGGGAUGGUGUAACACCACACAGGGCAAUGAGGUCACUUCCAUCCUUAAAUGGGCCAAAGAUGCAGGGAAAUCUGUGGGAAUUGUAACAACAACACGAGUGAUGCAUGCUACCCCGAGUGCAGCAUAUGCACACUGUGUGGACCGUGACUGGUACUCAGAUGGUGAAAUGCCUGCUGAGGCAGUGCAGCAGGGCUGUAAGGACAUAUCCAGACAGCUCAUUGAGAACAUUCCCAACAUUAAUGUAAUCAUGGGUGGUGGACGAAAGUACAUGCUUCCUAAAAACAUGUCGGAUGUGGAAUACCCCAGUGAAAAGAAGUACAACGGGACACGCAAAGAUGGCCGGAAUCUUAUCCAGGAAUGGGUCAACAGAACAAAGUACAAGAGGGGUCACUACGUUUGGAACAAAACAGAUCUCCUUUCAUUAAACCCGUCAUCUGUUGACUAUUUACUGGGAUUGUUUGAGCCAGGAGACUUGCCUUAUGAGCUUGAGAGGAACAGCAGCACUGAUCCUUCCCUCACUGAGAUGGUGGAUGUGGCCAUAAAGAUCCUCAAUAAAAACCCCAAGGGUUUCUAUUUGCUAGUCGAAGGGGGCCGAAUUGAUCAUGGGCACCAUGAGGGCAAAGCAAAACAAGCCCUGUAUGAGGCUGUAGAAAUGGACCGUGCUAUUGGUCGAGCUGAUCUCCUCACUAGUACCUACGACACCAUGACUGUCAUUACCGCCGAUCACUCGCAUGUCUUCAACUUUGGAGGCUACACAAGACGUGGAAAUUCUAUCUUUGGUUUAGCACCUAUGUUGAGUGAUGUUGACCAGAAGCCCUUCACAUCUAUUUUGUAUGGGAAUGGCCCUGGGUUUAAGCUUAUCAAUGGUUCCAGGGUCAAUGUCUCCACUGAGGAUUAUCAGGCCAACAACUAUCAAGCGCAGGCAGCCAUUCCGUUAAGCUCCGAAACUCAUGGAGGUGAAGAUGUUGCCGUUUUUUCCAAAGGUCCCAUGGCACACUUGCUUCGUGGAGUGCAAGAGCAGAACUACAUACCUCAUGUCAUGGCGUAUGCGGCCUGCAUUGGCCAGAACAAAGACCACUGCACCUCAGGCAACAGCUCCGCUUCAUUGGCCACAACAUUCUAUUUACCUUUAGGUCUUUUAAUUGUAGCCUCUUGGUUAUUAAGCUAAACUCUCUGUUUUUAAAAACCUACAUACAAAUGUACUUAUAGACUUUAUUAUCUGAACACCAACUGAUGGAUUUAAAAAAAAUAAUAAUAAUUUUACAUUUUUACUCUCCGUUUUUUUAAACAAUCUUUGUACAGCAUUUUACAUUUGGGGAUCAAUUAUUGAGCAAUUUGAAGUGAAAGAAAUAACUGACUAAAGGCAAAUUAAGACAGAUAUCAUAAAAAUGGAAAUAUGUUUUUUUCUUCUCCUGUAAUUUCAAUAUAGAUUUUAAAUGUUACAAAUUGUUUCUAUAUACUGGAUAAUGUUUUAUUUCUGAUGCCCUGGUAUUUUCUAGCUGUAGAGCUGUAGGUACUUCUAUAUAGUAAUUCUAAGGUAAUUAGUAUUAGGUAGGUGAUUCUAUAUAGUUUGAAUGAUAAUUCUAUAUAGUUUGAAUGAUCAUUAUUAAUUAUUUGUUAUUAGGAGUAUAAAAAUCAACCAAGACUAUGAUGGAGCAUUGCACACAGGUAUCACUGUGCUGUCACGUUUAUGGGAAAACAAUCUUAGAUCUGAACUUUAAUGAUUCUCUGUAUGACCUUACCUGCCUCUGAUUUUCAAGCCAUGAUUUAUGGCUUUUAAAUCUUCAAAAUAUUUUUUCCCUUUUAGUUUUCAAAUGAAGCCUUGACAGUGAUACUUGAAUGCUGUUUAUUUCUUUCUAUUACAAACACAAUUACUUUAGUUUUUAGUUGCUAUGACCGUAAGAAGAUUUGCGUGCGUCUGUGCUUUGAAGUUUGGCCAGUCAGUGUCUAAGGUGAGUCAGCUGUGCUGAGAAUGAAUGAAGAAUGUACGGGUGUGUCUUGAAGAAGGGAAGUUCAAACACUUGAAACACCUGAUACUCAUAUAAAGUGUUUAUAUCUAAUAUUUUUUGGAUAUCUUGUCCUAAGAACUUUGGACAAUACUGUACAGUUACAAUCCACAAAAUAAGGCCCCAACUUCCUAACACACAU